This is a messenger RNA of Saccharomyces eubayanus, 774 nucleotides long. RefSeq names its product Sld7p (gene SLD7). Lineage: Eukaryota; Fungi; Ascomycota; Saccharomycetes; Saccharomycetales; Saccharomycetaceae. The record is from RefSeq and is a predicted model, not a curated record. Bases 1 to 774 code for a protein of 257 amino acids. The transcript has a single exon. Gene Ontology annotation, biological process: regulation of DNA-templated DNA replication initiation.
AUGUCACAGAAACUAUGUACAUUAAAUUUUGUGCUUAGCGGAAAGCAGGGCGAUUUGGUCAUUAGAGAUGUUCAACUUUGGGGGGAUCACCUCGUGGUCUGUAAUCCAGUUCCGGAGUGGAAAGGGCAAUUCGUUCAGUAUGUUGAGCUUGGAAAGCUGCCAUUGUGGAUCCGCUCCAAGGACAUCCGCACAUACAGAUGUUACAGCACUAGCGCAACCACAUUAGCUUAUUUUAAAUCAAAGCUUAAAAACGCGAGUCGAGGCAUUGUCAUAGAACUGUCUGACAAGGUUGACCAGCGGUCAAACGAGCCAGCAUAUGUGAUUCUGUUUCGAGAGAACACGGAACUAAAUUGCUUUCGGGUGGACUUAGCAAUGAAGCAUGAAUUCGAUAGCCAAAUUUUCAAAUUAAAGCAAGAGCUUGGGAAAACAAGGGCUUCUGUCUCGAAAGAAGGUAGCAUCGAUAUAAUAAUACAACAAUCUCAACAAAGGAAGAUCGGAACAAAAACCAAAGUGUACCGCAACGUCCAAAUUAAUGAUAAGCGCCUCCAGUUCAAUGAAACGUUAUCCAAGCUUAUAUUAGGUGGCCUCCGGCUUCGAGGCAUUCCCAACUCCACUACAGAUUUUCAGAGGCUAUACAAGACAACUUUCGAUACCGCUGAGUUCGCGCACAGAGAUGAACUAAAACGCAUCUCUAUGGGAUCUGGCGAAGAUAUUUCAUUCGAAUCAUUGCAGGAAACAGUGGAGACUUUGCUAAGGCUAUUUACAAAAUCAUGA